AAAUUUCACAUCAGUUAAAGUUGGAUAAAAAAAUAAACAAAAAUAAAGGAGAAAAUGGGUUCCAUAUUUGUUGCUUUGACAACAUUAAUGUUGUUUUUCUUUUCGUCGUGUUCAUGUCAAGUAACUGUAUUUGAUAUAACCAAAAUGGGUGCCAAAGCAGAUGGACUAACAGAUAUUCAUUUAGUUUUAAUGGAUGCAUGGGAACAAGCUUGUAGAACAAGAGGAGCAGCUAAAGUGGUAAUUCCAGAAGGGAAAUAUUUAUUGGGUGUUAGAACAGAAUUUGCAGGUCCAUGUCAAGGAUCAAUGGAGUUCUCCGUUGCCGGAACAAUACAAGCACCGGAAAACAUGGCCGGAGAUACUUGGGUUAAAUUCCAAAGUGUAGAUCGAUUCACAAUGUCCGGUGGUGGAACUUUUGACGGUCAAGGCCAAAGAGCUUCGAACUGUACAAAAGGUUCUCAUUGCCCUGGAAUGGUUUAUAAUUUAAGGUUCAAUUACCUUACACGAGCAGUAAUUCAAGAUAUAACAUCCCUCAAUAGUAAAAAUUUCCACAUCAAUGUCUUGGGGUGCAAUGAUAUAACCUUACAUAGACUCAACAUUGUUGCACCGGCAACCAGUCUCAAUACAGACAGAAUUCACGUCGGAAAAUCCAAACUCGUAAGGAUUCUCGAUUCACAAAUCGCCACCGGCGAUGAUUGUAUCUCGAUUGGAGAUGGAAGCCAGGAUGUAAACAUCACAAGAGUUACAUGUGGUCCAGGCCACGGCAUAAGUAUCGGAAGUUUAGGGAGGUACCCGAACGAAGAACCGGUAUCGGAGAUCCACGUCACCAAUUGCACUCUAAGAAAUACCGACAACGGUGUUAGAAUUAAGUCUUGGCCUGGAUUGCAAAGUGGAACCGCCAAUGGUUUGUUCUUUGAAGAUAUUGCAAUGGACAAUGUUGCACACCCUAUUCUUAUUGAUCAAAAGUAUUGUCCGUACAAUAAAUGCAAUGGCAAGGCAGCAUCAAGGGUUAAAAUCAGUAACGUGAGAUUCAAGAAUAUACAUGGAACUUCAUCAACACCUAUAGCUGUCCAGCUUAUCUGUAGCAGCAGUCUGCCGUGCGAGAGAGUACAAUUAGGAGGAAUUACACUACGAUACACCGGCGGAGGAGAGGCUAAAUCGGAAUGCCAAUAUGUGCAGCCAAAAGUUAUCGGAGUAUUUAAUACCGUUGGAUGCCAAUAUUAAAUUGCAUUUUGAAACUGAAUUUUGAAAUUUUUUGUUGCUCUAUCUGUAAUUAAUUGUAUUUGGAUGACAACAAUUUUUUAAAUUCUGUUGAGGUGCAACCAUUUUUUUU
Mercurialis annua (annual mercury) is the source of this 1330-nucleotide messenger RNA. Its product is annotated as polygalacturonase-like. The transcript has 4 exons. NCBI's taxonomy places the organism in Eukaryota, Viridiplantae, Streptophyta, Magnoliopsida, Malpighiales, Euphorbiaceae. The record is from RefSeq and is a predicted model, not a curated record. Gene Ontology annotation, biological process: carbohydrate metabolic process. The coding region runs from base 55 to 1221 and encodes 388 amino acids. Gene Ontology annotation, molecular function: polygalacturonase activity.